AGGACCUCGUCCACAAUUUAUCUACUCCGGAGGUUUGUGGAUCCGUUAACUCAGAAGUGAACUGCAACUCUAGAGACGCGUUUUGCACAUUCGUGGGCUGAGAAUGGUGAUUUAAAUACAAACGUGAAUAGACUACGUCCAUUCAGAUGAGUUCCUUUUAACAAGAGCGGCGGAAUUUGUGCACACUACCUUGGUAGUAGAGAAGAGAAGAGAACGGAACGGAACGAGGCGCCCAAAAUGAAGCACAAAAAUCUGAUGGCGAAAGCGUUGUACGACAACAUGCCCGAGUCCCCGGAAGAGCUGGCCUUCCGGAAGGGUGACAUCCUGACGGUGAUCGAACAGAACACCGGCGGCCUGGAGGGCUGGUGGCUCUGCUCGCUGCACGGGCGCCAGGGCAUCGCCCCCGGCAACCGCCUCAAGCUCCUCAUCGGGCCCAUGUUCGAGAGCCAGAGUCCGUCGCCACUGCCGCAGUCUCCGGUGCAGAGCCCUGUAGUGGCAGCGGCCGGAUACGGGCCGAAGCCUCUGCCGUCCUCUCAUGGGCUGUACCAGGUGCCUGCUGCCCACCAGGGUGCCCACCUGCAGGGCAUCUACCAGGUGCCACCUGCCCAGGAUGUGUACCAGGUCCCCCAGAGGAGUGCCUUGGCUGUGGAUGGUGCACCAGCUAAGGUGGUGACCCCGACCCGUGUGGGGAAUUCCUACACCUACAGCAGGCCCACACAACAGCCGCAGCAGGACGUCUAUGAUGUGCCUCCCAUGAGGCAACAGGGGGUGUAUGAUGUUCCCCAAGGCAGACAGGUGGGGAAAUCUCACGGCCAGGGUGUGUACGACAUCCCUCCCCCCUCACAGUCCGACCUCAGGCACCAAGGGGUGUACGACGUGCCCCCCACAUCUCAAGGGCUCUACUCGGUGCCUCCCUGUCGCAACAACCCGGUGCAGGAGGAGGGCAACUACGACUUCCCCCAGCCACACAAGCCGAAGCAGGAGGGCAUCUACGACAUCCCCCCACCCUCCACGCACUCAAAAGCUACGCAGUUCCCCCAGUCGGGCUCCGACACAGCUUCUCAUCGUCGGGUCAACGCGGGCGACAGCAACGCCAUUUAUGACGUCCCCCCCAGCCAGCUGACGGCGGCGGCUGGGGCAGGGGCACAGAGGGACUUGUACGACAUCCCCCGCGGGAUGCAGACGCCCCCUCCGCGGAGGUUGGCGUCGGGCGAGCGCGAGCGGGCGAACCAGGGCAUCUACGACGUGCCUCAGGCCCAGGAGGCGACGCCGACGGCACCGCGGGGACUUUUGGGAGAUGUGACGGACGGCGUGAACCGCCUGUCCGUCUCCAGCACGGGCAGCGCGCGCAGCAGCAUGUCCACCUCGUCCUCGUCGGCCGGCUCGCCCUCCGAGCCACGCCUGGCGCUGGACCUGGACUCGGCCGUUCAGAGACUGGGUCAGCUGCAGCAGGCGGUGGAGUCCUCUAGCGCCGCCCUGCUGGCUCUGGCCUCCUCACCCCACUGGCGGACGUUCGCCUUCAUGGAGCGGCACGCCAACGAGGCCCGCGCGGCUCUGGAGUGCGUGCCCGCCACUCUCGCCGACUUCCUGGCGUUCGGCCGCGGCGCGGCCAGCAACGCCACGGCGCUCUCGGACCCAAGCCUCCACAGCAAGCUGCGGCGACAGCUGCAGCGGCUGGAGGACUCGCAGGUCAUCCUGCAGCAGACGCAACAGGCGCUGGAAUCGUCCGGCUGGGCCGUCCACGUGCUUGCCGGCAGCGCCAAGCACCAAGGCAAGAGCGACGACCUGGACCGCUUCGUCAUGGUUUCGCGCACCGUGCCCGACGACACCAAACAGCUGGCGUCCACGGUCAGCGCCAACGCUGAGCUGCUCUUCCGCAGGUCGCCCGCGGCUGUGGAGGGCACCUACUACAGGGGUAUGGGCGAGGAGAGCGUGGGCAUCGUCCACCCCCUCACACACAACCACACGGACGACAACUACAACGAGCAGACCAAGCCCUUUCCUGUGCCCCAGAGCCUAAACCAGGACAAGGCCAACAUGAACAACAGCGAGAAAUGUGUCAAGAGCUGGAUGGAGGACUACGAUUACGUCCAUUUGCAAGGCAAAGAUGAGUUUGAGAGACAACAGAAGGAACUCCUGGACAAAGAGAACAUCACCAAACAGAAGGUCCAGCUGGAGCAGGAACAGCUCAACAAACUCAAACAGCUAGAACAGGAAGUGAUCAAACCAGUGGAGAAUGACAUCACUCGGUGGAUCUCCCACCAGCAUUCCGCUGGCUCCUCCUCCACCCCAUCAGACUCCUCCUCUUCCACCUCCUCUUGUUCCUCCUCAAUGGGAAGCGGGACCCAGGUGUGUGGGCGCGACCGGCAGCUCCUGGGCUUCUAUGCGGAGCAGUGCGAGCAGCACUUUGUGACGCUACUGAACGCCAUCGACGCCUUCUUCGGCUGCGUGGCCGCCGGUCAGCCUCCGCGCAUCUUCGUCGCGCACAGCAAGUUCGUCAUCCUCAGCGCGCACAAGCUCGUCUUCAUCGGCGACACGCUCUCGAGGCAGGCCGGCACACCCGACGUGGCCAACCGCGUCAUGAACUCGAGCAAUGUGCUCUGCGAACUGCUCAAGACGGUGGUGGCCGCCACCAAGAUGGCCGCCCUCAACUACCCCAGCACGCCAGCCGUGCAGGAGAUGGUGGACCGCGUGGCCGAACUCUCGCAUGAGGCCCAGAAGUUCAAGACGCAACUGCACCAGAUGGCUGCUUUGUAACAAGCCCCUGCACUGUCCUGCAGAAGUGGACUUCCAGGUGUCAGAAAGUAAAAGCCCUAUGUAUUCAUGGGUUUCAUCAGGUCCCUUGCCACGGGUGUAUAAAAUCAAGCACCAUGCUGUCUGCAUUCAUAAACUACGUGCUUGAUUUUAUACACCUCGGGCAAGGGACCUGAUGAAAGCCAUGAAUAGGUUCUACCUGGGCACUUAACACAGGUGAUUUCACUAAUUAGCUCCUCUACCUGGCUAAGGGGUUCUGGUAAUUAGAAUCAGCUUGUUUAGUGAAUUGUUGGAACAAAUGUGGUCGGACUUUAGCUUUCUGGAGCCGGGAUACUCACCUCUAAUGUCCUGCACCAACAACAGAUGUAUAUAUAUAUAUAUCUAUUAUUAUGUUACAAUAUGUUGAACAUCAUCAAAAAGCUCUGUACAUAGCAGUUUCCCUUUCUUUUAUGUAAAUUAUUGUCCAUAUUUUUAUGUGUAGAUUGUUUUAUAUUAUUAUGACAUAAAUAUAUGAGUAUAAAAUUGUAUUUUGCUUUUGUAGAGUGACUUGAACACAGAUUCUGUAACAUUCCUGGUUGGUAUCAAGCACCUUAUGAGAUGGACUCUAUUUCAUUGCCAUCGGUAGACAAGAGACAUGCUUCUCUGCUGGAGAUGACGGUAGUUCUUUGUAAUUCUUGUUGCAUCUGUCUCUGGCAAAAAGAGGUGGGCUUUAUAGCAAAGUAAAAGUCUCUUCCUCCA
Alosa sapidissima (American shad) is the source of this 3492-nucleotide messenger RNA. RefSeq names its product neural precursor cell expressed, developmentally down-regulated 9 (gene nedd9). Gene Ontology annotation, biological process: cell surface receptor protein tyrosine kinase signaling pathway; cell migration. NCBI's taxonomy places the organism in Eukaryota, Metazoa, Chordata, Actinopteri, Clupeiformes, Clupeidae. Gene Ontology annotation, cellular component: cytoplasm; plasma membrane. The transcript is spliced from 7 exons. The record is from RefSeq and is a predicted model, not a curated record. Bases 238 to 2757 code for a protein of 839 amino acids. Gene Ontology annotation, molecular function: protein binding.